Molecule: messenger RNA, 3384 nt
Organism: Suillus paluster
Lineage: Eukaryota; Fungi; Basidiomycota; Agaricomycetes; Boletales; Suillaceae
Exons: 19
Coding region: 1-3384 (1127 amino acids)
Biological process (GO): glucan catabolic process
Molecular function (GO): beta-glucosidase activity
Source: RefSeq, a predicted model, not a curated record
AUGGCCAGCUGGCAGCUGCGGACCGCUUUAGCGAACUUUGCCGUGUCCGAGUUCACCCCGAGCCCGGGCGAACUACAAAGUGAACUGGCCUUGGGUGCGUCCUCUAGUCCUGCUGGAACACCCCUGCUUCAAGUGGUAAUUGUAACUGGCUUAUUUUCACCAGUGACGGCCUCAUCCAACUCUUCAUCAAGCUUUGUUUCCGCCACCUUAGGCGCGUCCGCCACAACUGCUAGUGUCAUCACCGUUCCGAUCUCUAGCUAUUCAUUCAUUCCGUACCCUGCACCUACUCUUAAACCUUACCCCCCGGUUUUCCUUGCAACUGAUCCCUUGACCCCUCCCGAUGUCAGCAGUGAUCCGCAAAUUGUGCCCGAUUUCACGCAUGCAUGGGCUAUUGCCUACAAAAAGGCCAAAAAGCUCAUAUCGGAUUAUACCAUCGAGGAAAAAGUCAACAUCACCACUGGUGCGGUUGUAAAUCAGUUAUGUGUCGGUAACAUCCCACCCAAUAAGAAUUUCCCCGGUUUGUGUUCUAAUAAUGGCCCCCUCGCUGUCUCUGUAACCGACUUCACGACUUUAUUCCCAGCUGGGAUUCAUGUAGCGUCCACCUGGAAUCGCGCUCUGAUGCGUGCUCGUGGCCUGGCUUUAGGUCAGGAGUUCAAGGGCAAAGGCAUCAACAUUGCUCUUGGCCCCAUGAUGAAUGUGGGCCGCAUCCCUCAAGGCGGCCGCAAUUGGGAGGGUUUCGGUGCCGACCCUUUCCUGACUGGCGAAUCUGCGUAUGAGACGAUUCUAGGCAUGCAACAAGGCGGAGUACAAGCAACCGCCAAGCAUUUCAUAAAUAACGAGCAGGAGCACUUCCGUAAUCAAGCAUCCUCAAACGUCGAUGACCGGACUCAGCAUGAGAUUUACGCGCACCCGUUCUUGCGCAGCGUCAUGGCUGGCGUUUCGUCCAUCAUGUGCAGUUACAGUACGCCUCCAUCACGAUGCUUCAACGACAUCUUGAAGCGGGAGUACGGUUUCCGAGGCUUCGUUCAAUCUGACUGGUCGGCGACCAUGUCGACCCUUUCCGCUGUCGCAGGGCUUGAUAUGACCAUGCCCGGCGACAUCACGUUUUACUCUAACGACUCCUACUUUGGAGGCAAUCUCACGAAAUAUGUGAACGAUGGGUACAUUAGCAUGGCUCGGCUGGACGACAUGGCGACGCGUAUCAUCGCUGGUUGGUACUUCCUUCACCAGGACGAGGACUACCCUGCCACGAACUUCAACACGUUCAAUCCGACUGACGAAGCGACCAACAAGCAUGUGAAUGUACAAGCGGACCAUUACAAGCUUGUAAGAGAGAUUGGCGCGGCUGGGACAGUUCUGUUGAAGAAUACAAACGGGACGCUGCCAUUGAACAAGCCGAGGAACAUGUUAUUAGUUGGAAGUGACGCGGGUCCUGGAAACUAUAUCCCUGGCGAGUUAUCCCCUGCGAGUACCAGCGGCAUUCUGGCGAUGGGCUGGGGAUCUGGGGCUGGCAACUUUCCCUACCUUAUUUCGCCUCUCGAGGGCAUCCAGCACCGUGCUCGCCAAGACGGCAGCAGCGUGUUCUGGGCCUUCGACGACUGGAACACUCCUCUUGUUAGUAUUAUGGCGUUUGGUCAGGCCGUCGCUCUAGUUUUCAUCAACUCCGACUCUGGCGAGGGUUAUAUUACUGUUGAUGGCAAUGAGGGUGACCGAAAGAACCUCACUGCCUGGAACAACGGUGAUCACCUCAUACUUGCUGUCGCUGCGCAGAACAACAAUACCAUAGUCGUCGUGAACAGCGUCGGCCCGCUCAUUGUUGAGCCCUGGAUCGAGCACCCUAACGUCACCGCCGUUGUCUGGGCUGGCAUUCAAGGACAGGAGGCCGGGAAUGCUAUUGCUGAUGUGCUCUACGGCGCAUACAACCCGUCCGGAAAACUGCCGUAUACCAUCGCCAAGGAUCCCGCCGAUUAUCCCGCACAACUCGUCACUGGUGGUUCUAGGAGCGAGAUAUUGACUAUUAAUUAUACCGAGGGGUUGUUCGUCGAUUAUCGUCACUUUGAUCAAGAAAACGAGGCGAAUAUCACGCCGCGCUUUGAGUUUGGCUUCGGCUUGAGCUACACCACGUUCUCGUAUUCCGACCUUUGCGUGGAUGCUAUUCAAUCAUUGGACGUUGGUCAGGCGGGUUUGAUCGCUGCUUGGGAGGACGGGGGAGCUUCGCCCAUUGCUGAAGGGUCUUCUGCUGCGCUUUGGCUCCAUGAGCCAGCAUUCCGGGUGACUUUCAAGGUCACGAACACUGGAUUCGUGUCUGGAACUGAGCCCCUGGAACAGAUUCCUCAGCUCUACAUCCACUACCCGUCUUCCGCCAGCGAACCUCCUUCAGUCCUUAAGGGCUUCACAAAUGUUGAAAUAGACCCGUAUGAAACAGAGCUCGCCUCGAUCACGCUCUCGCGCUACGACUUGUCUAUCUGGGACGUCGUUGCUCAGGGGUGGCGCAAACCAGACGGCCAGAUCACUACUUACUCUCAUAUUUUGGGGGUGAUUAGCGUAGCGCUAGUAAUGAAGCAUUGGUCUAUGAUGCUCCAACACGCACUUGAAUUGAAGGUGCGCGAAACGACUGUCGAGUACUGGUUGUGGUUAUAUCGGGGCGCUACUCGAGCAGGGGCGAGCGGUGGCAUCGGGCUAGAGACUGUGAAAUUGUUUUGUGCACUGGGUGCCAAUGUGACCGCACAUUAUAACUCGCAAUUUGGUCCGAUCCAGGAGCUUCUGGCUUCCAAUGCCAAUCUUCAACACGUCCAGGCGAAUCUGUCUCAAGAGGAGGCCGUAGUGGCUAUGUUCGAGUCGCUGUCUACUAUGCCUCACGGCCCCGUUCAAGUAGCCGUCGUCAACCAUGCUAUAUAUCUCACUUUAGAUGUCCCCAUUGCAAGGAUGACAUUGGAUCAGUGGAACACCACCAUAACCACGAACUUGACAUCAUCAUUCCUGGACAAGGCAGCGAUUGUGCUUAUCGGAAGUAUUUCUGGGAAGUACGGUGAAGCCAACCACGCGGACUACGCUGCGACGAAGAGCGCAAUGAUGUACGGUUUGAACCUUACACUGAAGAACGAAAUCGUGAAGAUAGCUCCCAAGGGGAGAGUCAACUGUAUUGCGCCUGGCUGGGUCAAGACACCCAUGGCUGAAGAAGCCUUGAAGGAUCCUCACAUAGUGUAUUGCGCGUUGGCUACGACUCCGCUCAAGAGGGUAGCCAUGCCGAUGGACGUCGCAACACAGAUUGCGGUCCUUGCAUCGUCUACUCUCUCUGGUCACGUCUCUGGUCAAGUAGUGAUGGUGGAUGGUGGAAUGGAGGGCUGCCUGCUAAAUACCCCAGAAGAUUUGCAGGGAUGUUAA